Messenger RNA from Babjeviella inositovora NRRL Y-12698, 867 nucleotides. RefSeq lists its product as uncharacterized. The coding region runs from base 1 to 867 and encodes 288 amino acids. The transcript has a single exon. Lineage: Eukaryota; Fungi; Ascomycota; Pichiomycetes; Serinales. The record is from RefSeq and is a predicted model, not a curated record.
AUGCGUUUGACACCCAAACAGCUCAUAAAGGCAUUACGGCCAGUACUGGGUACCUCUAGAAGCUACCACCUGCCAUUCGCAGACAUAUCAUACGAAGAGCUCAAGGGGCGAGACACGUUCACAAGCGAAAAAACAGCCCGGGCCAGCUCAGAUACAUCCAGAGCACGACUCAGCUCGAUCCUCGAUAAAUUUCCGCUUAUAGACCGCUAUCCCGCAUCUCACAAUCCUACACAGGAGAUAGGUGAUACUGACGUGGUGAAAGACUACCACUCGGGAAAAAAAGCUGCAAUGAUUGACACACGGUUGAAGGAAAGCAUGAGGUUUUUCAAGGCGUUUGUUGGCAGGGAGUAUUUGCUAGGGGAUGAUGCCAUCAUCCGAACUAUCUAUCCUGUUUCCCCGAUCGGGAUAAAUCUAUCUACAAACGAUACAUUUAGCGUGGAGAUGCCGAAUCGCAACAUGACCAUCCUCGGGCAAACGAUCUACGAUUUGGCCAUUGUGAGUAAGAUCGUAUCGAUUAAAUCCCUCAACCCUGCCUUGUCCCAUGAGAUCAAUCACAUGAACUUCCAGAACCUUCUCCCGGGAACCACCACCGAGUCCAACAUCUUGAAGAACAAGUCAUUACUUAAGGCAUUCCUCAAUUACAAAGGCUUUCCCAAGCAUGUCAGGGUUAAUACACCCAGCAAAAGCGGUCUGGAGCCGAUUUCCCGCCAGUUUGAAAAGAACUUGGCGAUCAAGUCGCUACACCAUAUUAUCGGUGAGGUUAACAUGAAGUACGGGAUGGGUGUGGCGAUGGAGUUUGUCAAGAACAAGGUUGUUGAAGGAGACGGGUUGUUGAGAUUUGUCGUUGACAGGAACGGCGGGUGGUAA